GGGAGGAGAGAAGGGAAGAAGGCGAGAGAAAGCGCGCUGCGUGCGGCCCCGCUGCCCAGAGCCUGCCAGCAGCGCGCCCUCGGCGGCUCCGGUCCCAACCGCGCCCGCCGCCUCGCCUCCUCCGCCUCGGCCGCGUCCCGACUCCGGGGCUCACCCGGCCUCUCGGAGGUCCCCGCCCGCCCCGGCUCUCCGCUGCGCUGCCCGGCUCCAGCCCCGCAGCCCGCCCCGCGGGGAAGGUAGCAGCGGGCGAGCGCGCCCUCGCCUCCAGCCCCGCGCCCCAGCCCCGCGCGGCGACGAAGGACCGGGAAGAUGAACGGCGGCGGCAAAGCCGAGAAGGAGAACACCCCGAGCGAGGCCAACCUUCAGGAGGAAGAGGUCCGGACCCUAUUCGUCAGCGGUCUGCCUCUGGACAUCAAGCCCCGAGAGCUGUACCUGCUCUUCAGACCAUUCAAGGGCUAUGAAGGUUCUCUCAUAAAGCUCACGUCAAAACAGCCCGUAGGCUUUGUCAGUUUCGACAGUCGCUCAGAAGCAGAGGCCGCAAAGAACGCUUUGAACGGCAUCCGCUUCGAUCCUGAAAUCCCGCAAACACUACGACUAGAGUUUGCUAAGGCAAACACGAAGAUGGCCAAGAACAAACUCGUAGGGACUCCAAACCCCAGUACUCCUCUGCCCAACACUGUACCUCAAUUCAUUGCCAGGGAGCCAUAUGAGCUCACAGUACCUGCACUUUACCCCAGUAGCCCUGAAGUGUGGGCCCCGUACCCUCUGUACCCAGCGGAGUUAGCGCCUGCUCUUCCUCCUCCUGCCGCUUUCACCUAUCCCGCUUCACUGCAUGCCCAGAUGCGCUGGCUCCCUCCCUCCGAGGCUACUUCCCAGGGUUGGAAGUCCCGGCAGUUCUGUUGAGGCUGGGCUUGAAAACACCUUGCCCGGUUUUGAUCCCUUCAAGACGUCACAACAGCCUCUAUCACACAUCUGUUUUCCUCAAAGAAAAAAAAAUAUAUAAUAAAAUGUGUUUUACUCUUUUACACUGUAUAAUGUUAAGAAAUGUGUUAUUUGUGAAUGCAUGGCCUGACAUUUCUGUACAGUUUGGAGACACAGAACAAAGACGUCAGCAGUAAAGCCAAGAUGGUUAGUAUUUUUAUAACAGACAUUUUAAGAAUGGACAGAUGGAUUCUUACACUAGGUUACAUCAUGACUUUUCACUUGAUUUUUGAAUGCUUUUAAUGGUGUUUAUCUUAUUUUUCUUCUGAAAUAAGAUGCAUGUUUGAAGCUUAUCUCUAAAUAGCAUCAAACUUUCCACAAUUGUGUUGUAAAUGUGUGGCCUCCCUCUGCCUGGCCCAGAGUCAGGCCCCUUAGUAACUUGGUGUGGAAGUGAUCUUCUGCCAUAUUAGCUCUGUAAUCCUGGCUCCCAGGGAUCUCUCUGCAAGACAAUCAGUGCCCCCAAGAGUAUUUGCUAUCGUAGUGUUUUCACCGCUGGGCAAAGACUACUUAGGUAAUGUCUCUGAAAACCAUGGCCACUCUGGCUGAGACUAUACCACCUGUGCCCAGGGACAUAAUGACAUUCUAUACUUAGUGUUUAUGAUAGUACCCUCAGAGUGUGCAACCCAAUAUAUAUCACACCUUCUAUAAACAGUUUCCACUUCCCCGGUGGAACUGUAAGGUCAAUCCACCUUACACUUAAGUGGAGGGACCUUAGUUUGGAGGCAAACAUGCCUCAAGAGCAGCAGGCUUUGCCCACUCAGCCUGCAGUGGGCGUCACAUCUCUCUCAAGUGAUUCAGCAAAGCAUUGGUCUACCUGAGAAGCUAGCUGGUCUGGCAGCCAUGUCAGAUAGACCGUCACGUUCUCUGGAAUCCUGUGCACUCAUCUUGAGACUACCUACUACAUUGUACAGCGUGGGGCAUGAAACAGUGGCGUCUGCAGUGAACACUGUUACCCUUGCUUCAAGACGUCUUCAAAGUUAAGUCUUGUGUGUCAACACAUUUCCAGAGGCUGUGACGGCACAGCUUCUCCAGCUCCUCAGACAAGAGCCAUAUAUUAUGUUGACCUCAGAAUUUCCAGCUGCUGAUACAACUAAACAUAAUCAGAAUCUUUGUAUCCUUGUUAUUGAUCUGCUUGUGUUGUGUUGAAAACCGUCAUAUUUUAAUGAUUAUAUCAGUGGUUUGGGAGGGUUAUUUCAUUAUUUUUCAUGAGAAGUAAAAAUGUCAAGUUCUUAAAGGUUAUUAUAAAAAGAGAAAGCAGCACCAAGGCCUGAACAAGGGCCUUUUCACUGUAAACUAGAGGAUGGGGACAGGCAGCAUGCUGGGGACUUAGACAUCCAGGUUGGUAUUCAGGGACUGCUCAUGCCCCACAGUGCCACUUGACUGUGAGACUCCUCUACUUGCUUUAAAGAGAGCCACUUCAUUGAUUAUGCUUUUAUAAAUUGUGUAAAGGUACUUUUGUAUUGUCAUUUUUAAAAAAAAUAAAAGUUUAUUCCAGCCAUUAAA
This is a messenger RNA of Grammomys surdaster, 2484 nucleotides long. It is a transcript of the gene Rbpms, whose product is annotated as RNA binding protein, mRNA processing factor. Gene Ontology annotation, molecular function: mRNA binding. The coding region runs from base 310 to 903 and encodes 197 amino acids. NCBI's taxonomy places the organism in Eukaryota, Metazoa, Chordata, Mammalia, Rodentia, Muridae. The transcript is spliced from 8 exons. The record is from RefSeq and is a predicted model, not a curated record.